Molecule: messenger RNA, 883 nt
Organism: Ostrea edulis (European flat oyster)
Lineage: Eukaryota; Metazoa; Mollusca; Bivalvia; Ostreida; Ostreidae
Product: secretory phospholipase A2 receptor-like
Exons: 6
Coding region: 32-883 (283 amino acids)
Source: RefSeq, a predicted model, not a curated record
UCAUUAUUACAUUGACUGUAGCUGUUUCUGAAUGAUCAUAUCUUUAUAUUUUUAUUUAAUCUAUAUGCAAAAUCAACAAACAGUUGAAAUCGGCAAAUCAAAAUCAAUUGAUAUUCUCGAUCUUUCUACUCCAGUCUGUGAAGCCAGUUACGGAAACAGACCAAGAUACAGUGCCUUCAAGUACGCCGCUGCCAAGGUCACUUCCGGCGGAUGUCCACACGGAUGGCAUCAGUACAACAAACGUUGUUACUGGUUCAGCAGAGACAAGCUCAACUGGUACACAGCGUCUAUGAGAUGUACCGCUAUGGGAGGAUAUCUCGCUUCUGUUGACCAGUCUCACGAGAACACGUACAUCAGACACAUGUUGAGCACCUAUGGAUUCUGUGAAGCCAGUUACGGAAAUAGACCAAGAUACAGUGCCUUCAAGUACGCCGCAGCCAAGGUCACUUCCGGCGGAUGUCCACACGGAUGGCAUCAGUACAACAAACGUUGUUACUGGUUCAGCAGAGACAAGCUCAACUGGUACACAGCGUCUAUGAGAUGUACCGCUAUGGGAGGAUACCUCGCUUCUAUUGACCAGUCUCACGAGAACACGUACAUCAGACACAUGCUGAGCACCUAUGGCUUCCGAAGAGGAGCAUGGAUGGCAUUGAAUGACGUUCUGAGACCAAACAAACACAGAUGGUGCUGGGGAUUCAUCGUAAAGCCAUGUCACAAAUUUGACUGGUACGGUCAGGAACCAGUUUACCACACUACUGGUGACUACAACUGUGGAAUAUUCUGGAGGUCUUACAAAUACCACUGGCACGUGGACAGUUGUGGUCAGGGCAAUCAUUACGUCUGUGAGAGACCAUUGGGAAAGCCGUGCAUUUGUGCAUAUUAG